UUUUUGGUAGCGUAUGUUGAAAUAGAAAAACUUGCGUAACAUAUUCAAUUAUUCAUUCAUUUGUACAGUGCGCAUGUUUUUGCUGCAUUUUUGGCGAGUUUUUUAUAUUUGUUUUUUUUAUUUCGUUCUUAUCUCACGUUAUGACAUUAGGUCGAAGACAAUUUUAACAGGUGCGAUUUAUCUGGGAGUUUAGAAUAAGUACUGCAGAGUAUUACUGAUAAUGCAGACAGACAUUUUUGUCUGAGUUAACACAUCUUGUGUGUACUUUGGAUUUACUAAAAGACAAAGAACUGAUUAUUUACAAGUCUUGUAUUAUGGAAUACUUAUUACGCCGAUGUGUUUGGACCAUCGUAGCGACUUUAUUUUUAGCCGAGGUUUGUACUGGAGAAGCGCUUGGCUUCUUUGAAGUCCAGAUAGUCCGGGUUCAAAACACAGCCGGGGUACUGGAGUCCGGCGUUUGCUGUGACGGAAACAAAAACCAAUAUGGUGUCUGCUCCUUUGACACAUGUGACACCAUCGUUAGUGUCUGUCUUAAGGAAUAUCAAAUGACCAGAAACGAAGCUGAUUCAGAAUCUUGUACUUUCGGGUCGAAAAUGACUCAAACUUUAGGUCCCAACUCCUUUACUGUACAAGGGAUUGACGAACCGGGAAACCCUGGACAUAUAAAGAUACCUCUCGCUUUUACAUGGACGAGAACUUACACACUCAUUCUCGAAGUUUUUGACCGGGAUAAUGGAACAGACGGAGGUUUCACAACUGAUCUCAUUGGGCGACACUUUUACCCGAGUAUUCUAAACCCUGGGGACGCUUGGCACACUUUGAGGUAUAAUGGGCGCUCCGUACACGUUGAAUACAAAGUGAGAGUGCGAUGCAACGAACAUCAAUACGGAAACAACUGUACAAAGCUGUGCAAACCAAGGAGCGACUUUUUCGGGAAUUAUAUCUGCGAUAAACAUGGCAAUAAACGAUGCAUGGAGGGCUGGAUGGGAGAAGAUUGUAGAACUGCCAUCUGCAAACUCGGCUGCAGCACCGAACAUGGAUCAUGUAAACAACCCCACGAAUGCAUAUGCAACUACGGUUGGCAAGGCGAUUUAUGCAACGAAUGUGUUCCUUACCCCGGAUGUGAACAUGGUACAUGCAUGGUGGAUUGGCAGUGCGCAUGCGAUACCAACUGGGGAGGUUUAUUAUGCAACAAAAAUCUUAACUACUGUGGGACCCAUAAGCCAUGCAUGAACGGUGGUAUUUGCUCCAACCCUGAACCAGACAACUUCCAAUGCUCGUGUCCCGACGGUUACAGCGGUGUAAGAUGCGAAAUACCUGAGUACGCGUGUGUCUCCAACCCCUGCCAGAACGGUGGAUCCUGCCAGGAGAUGAGCCGAGGUUUUCAUUGUCAAUGUGUUUCGGGUUGGGAGGGAGUGACUUGUGAACGAAAUAUCGAUGACUGCGCGAAGACUCCUUGUGCCAAUGGUGGGAUAUGCAGAGACUUGGUGAAUGGGUUCCAUUGCGAAUGCCCGGCCCACUGGGAAGGCACGACCUGCCAAUUAGACGCGAACGAAUGUGAGCACAGUCCAUGCGUCCACGCACGAAGUUGUCGUAACUUACCCGGGAACUAUCAUUGUUUGUGUGAAGAUGGUUGGGAGGGGAGGAAUUGUGAUAUCGACAUUGACGAUUGUGACGGACAAUGCAAACACGGAUCCACAUGUCACGACUUGGUGAACGGUUUCCAUUGCGCAUGCGCACCGGGAUACACUGGCGAGCUUUGUCAGAUCAAUGUAAACGAUUGUGAGGACGACCCUUGCUUCCAUGGAGGGCAAUGUCACGACGAAAUACGUGGUUAUCAUUGUAUUUGCCCCGUUGGAUAUUCGGGCAAACGCUGUGAGCUUGAAGAAGGAUACUGUGAACCGAACCCGUGUGAGAAUGGCGCCCAAUGCUUCAACCUUAACGACGAUUACUUCUGUAACUGCAGCUCAAAAUACGAAGGCAAGAAUUGCUCGGAACUACGUAAUGUUUGCGACCGAAGAACUUGUGAAGUGAUUGACAGCUGUACCAUCCACGUUUCGUCCAAUGAGAGCGCGCUUGGAUAUGUGGUCCAAGAGUCCGGUAUAUGCGGGAACCAUGGUACCUGCAGAAGCCUUCAUGAUAAUGCUUACCAAUGCCGAUGCGACGUGGGCUUCGAAGGCGAACAUUGCGAACUUAACGUGGACGACUGCGUGAACUCUCGUUGCGACAACGGUGCUACUUGUGUGGAUCAGCUCAACGCAUAUACUUGUAUAUGUGCUUAUGGCUGGGAGGGACGAUACUGUGAAAAAGACGUGAACGAGUGCGAUCCUGAUCCUUGUCAUGGUCGAGGAAGAUGCAUCAACUUACGAGGCGACUUCCACUGUGAAUGUCACGCGCCCUGGAAAGGAAGAACUUGUAGCUCAAGACGAGACCAAUGCGACGACAACACGUGUUCUAAUGGUGGUGUAUGCGUUCCAAUGGCGAAGACUUAUGUGUGCAGAUGCCAACCAGGGUGGACAGGCAACACAUGUGCAACUCGAUCGGCGUCAACAUGCGCUUCCAAUCCAUGUGUGAACGGUGGGACUUGCAUUGGGGAUGGCGAUUCAUUCACUUGUUCCUGUAAGGACGGGUUUGAGGGAGAACGAUGCGAAGAUAACAUCGACGACUGCAGCCCCUACCCCUGUUACAACGACGGUAGAUGCGAAGACGGGAUCAACCAUUAUACGUGUCGAUGCUUGCCAGGGUUCGCUGGGCCUGAUUGCAGAAUAAACAUCAACGAAUGCCUAUCCGACCCUUGUGCAUAUGGGAGCAAAUGCGUGGAUGAGAUAAACGACUUCAAGUGUAUUUGUCCACCUGGUAGAAGCGGAAGGAAAUGCGAGGACGUGAACGGAUCUCCUGGUUCUUGUAUUUCUAACGGGAUAAUUUACCCUGAUGGUUCGAGAUGGAGGGAGUCGUGCAACACAUGUACUUGCGUGAGGGGGGAGCUGUCUUGCACCAAGGUUUGGUGCGGCCGUAAUAUCUGCUACACCAAGACGAUGCAGAAGAAGAAAAGUUGUCCCGAUCACCAGGAAUGUAAACUACUAUCUGUGGAUGAUUGUUUCACGCCCGACUGCGCCAUCCGUGGCGUGUGUGCCAGCGAUAAUGAUCCGGUAGAUGGCGAUCUUAAUCUAACCGACAUGGCAGCAAGAUGCCUACCAAGCGCAAGGGGUCAAACAAGUUCAAACUGCGCCAGGAUAUCUUAUGGCUUCAACAGACAUCAACUACCAAAGGGUGUCUUCGUGUAUGACGUAUGCGCCGUUGUUCGUUCGCUCCCAGGCCUCAGUGCGCAUGCGCAGAACCAUCUUCUUGUCAUUAGAUGCGCGGUUUCGGAAGACAAUCCUGACGUCAUAAUCGUCACCAUUACCUCCAACACCACAAACAGCGAGGAUGGAACGGCAAGAAGGGCGGCUGAACAACUCGCAGCUUUCCGACCUGACAGCACCAAAUACCCAGUGUUGGCCGCUAUUAAUGGAAUCAACGUGGAGACGACUGAACGAGUGACCAGAGAAGGAGGUCCUGACUAUCUGUUGCCGCUUGGUGCCUCCCUUGCUGCCGUGUUGGUUGGAUUGGCCGUCCUCGCGUUGCUAUGCUGGUGUGCUGGCCGUCGAAGGAAGAGGAACCUCCGGGCCGAACCCAGAAGGUCAAUCAAUGAUAUUGGAUCCCGAGUGAAAUCGGAUGAUGUUGUUAAGUGCGGGGAGGUUGCUAAGAAGAAAGAAGAGCCAACAUCUGACCUCCUGCUUAACGUGAACCAGUUAAACAACCGAAAGGAGAUCGUUAUCAAUAAUAUUUACAACAAGAAGUUAAUGAACAAACAGCCGAGUUUGGAGAAACUUACUGUCAAUAUAUCAAACAAGAAUCUCGCUAGUGACGUCACUAAUGAUGACGUAGAAUCUCACCGAAGCAACCGAAGCAGAAGCAGCGUCAAGCGUUAUGCGUCACCUCCGUCGUCCGUUGCGCAAGCCAGUAGCGCGUACCGUCGUGCGGAUGACGCGAAACGCAACCCGUCACGUAAUUGCUCAACGCAUUUCAUUCCAUCUGUCACUAGCGCACAUUGCACACGACCCACUCAACAUUAUGAGUUGCAACGGAGGGGGGCAGUUGAUGAACGACGUCAUAGGGAUUAUCAUGACGCAUCUGACGAAGAUGACGUGUUUGAUACGUCACUUCCUGCUCGUGUUUCUUACCACGAGAGCAACCGACUCCUACCAACAUGCGACUGCCGACAGCAGGGUACCUCAUGCGCAUGCGACGCUCGACAGGUGCAGCGCGUGUACAGACGGGAGUCCCAGGAGGAUUUCUCGGAGUCAGAAGAGGUUUCGAUGCUCCUGGAGCAACCUGGGUCCUCCCAGUGCCGUCCUCAUCAUCAGAGACGACACAGAUGUCAUCAUAGAUGCGAGGAAGGGAGAAGAUCUCACCGACAUCGAUACAGACGUCGCCCACCUUCCCCAACAUACAGAGAGACAGAUCUCCCUCAUUCAGAGUCCGAUGUCUUGGAUUCAUCGUCAUCAAGACUUAACAGACACAUCUCGUCAUUAGACGACUCAGCUCUUCCGCCUUACGAGAGCAUCGUCGCUGACGAUAGGGCGCGCACUGCGUCUCCACCUUGUGGUUGUGGCCGUGGAUCACAGACACCGGUGGUUAGUGCUGCUGAGCAGCCGUUACAAUACCAUCAAUCCCCCCCACCCUCGUACAGUUUACAUUGCGCCCGACCCUCCCAUCACCGCCACACGAACUCCUACGAGAAUUAUUCGUCCCCAGGGUAUAGGUCGCCUCCAAUUUCGCCAAGAUCCGAACUAAGAGAGUCGGAUACUUGUCGCCCUCUUGCGGACAGUGACGAACGAACCACGUCGUCACUAGGUGACGACUCGAGCGUCGAACUUUUGUCUCGAAACAAAUCGUCACAUCAAGUCACUGUAUAGCAGUUCUGUGUUCUUUUAUUUAAAUCUUCUUACCUAUUAAGUACCCAGAGCGGCAGUUUGCUAGUGCGGCACAAACUGCAACUGAGGCGAUUGCGACAAUUAUGUCGUGAUAACGCGGCUUGCACUUUUAUUUCAAACGCUGUGCACAUGUAUCCUCUAGCUUUUCGUUCGUUCUUUUCACGUCGUCGGCUUCUUAACAAGUUUUUUGUUCAAUCGUGUCCUUCGUAGCGUCUGCUACAACCGUCGUAAUCACGUUCAAACUAAUCAUGGAUAUUUUGCUACUUUCCUAUUUAUUUAUCAACUUUUUAGUUAUCACGACCGGCCAUUUAUGUUCAUGUUAUAAAACGACCGGCUGGUUUGAAAAUAUAAUUUCACUUCUUUUUCCGACGUCUUUUAAUAACUGUAUUCGUUGUAAAUAAAAUUCCCGGCGACGAAAAAA
Molecule: messenger RNA, 5397 nt
Organism: Ciona intestinalis (vase tunicate)
Lineage: Eukaryota; Metazoa; Chordata; Ascidiacea; Phlebobranchia; Cionidae
Source: RefSeq, a predicted model, not a curated record